Molecule: messenger RNA, 477 nt
Organism: Peronospora matthiolae
Lineage: Eukaryota; Oomycota; Peronosporomycetes; Peronosporales; Peronosporaceae
Source: the annotation of a GenBank genome assembly
AUGCUAGCGGCUCAUAUCGACGGGAAUGGCAACAAGAAGCCAAGACUUACCGACCACGAGCGGGGAAGGAUAGUGGGGCUUCGAGAGGCUGGACUGAGUUUGCGUGCCAUCAAGACUGUCACCUCAAGGAGCCUUGACGCUAUUCGUCGAGUAGUAUCCCCUACCUCUCCCCUACAGAUGAAAUGCCGAGGACCCGCUCCGCUUCUCUCGAAGCGCCAGUUGAGACUUCUCUUGCGCAUCUCUGCUCAGGGAAACCUGUCCUCUGCCCAGCUCAAGAUCGAGCUAAGCCUGCCGGUGUCCGUCCGCACCGUGCAGCGCAUUUUGGCCGAUGUCGAUUGGCUUGUGUACGCCAAGAUGGAAAACACGUUGCCGCUUACGGUCGCGGAUAUGGGUGUGCGCAAAUCCUGGGCCAGGGACAUGCUGUUGCAUGAGGAUGCCGGGUCCGUCUGGGACUCGGACAAAAAAAUGGAAUCUUGA